GGCAUAUGCACUUCAAAUGCAAUCGAAAUGUCAAAAUUGACUGAAUUGAAAAGAGCUUGCAUACAUUAAAGGAACUCAUCAAUCAAUAUGGACACAAGGUCGCAAGACAGCCCGGUUCAUUGUGGUAAAACGAACUCCACUCAGUCGAAAAUGCGCAGCGCUGAGGGGAUUGAGAAGAGACAGAAUACAAGGUUUAGUCAACGCGAGGCUAAGAAGGAUGAGAAACGACCAAUCAGGCGACUCAGGAGUCCCUCGCGCUUCUCUCGUCAGUUUCGACCCAGGUUCGGUGGACGAUACUACAGACCUCGGUUUUAUCCAGGGAGAGAUGACAGGUUUUUUCGCCGCCCCGGCUAUAAGCUGGGCUUCCAGAGGUACUCUCCUGCUUUAGGACCAAGGCUGCAAGUUUCCACAGCGACAAACUCUUCACCAGUCAGACGCCGGGUGUCUGUUUCGCCGUCCCCCGCCCCCAGUCAACACUCUGACAAGAGUCUCAGUGCCACUGCCCGAGAACAGAAAGACACCAGCACAGAUACCCCGAGGUCAUCGGGGAGCUCCAGCAGAGAGAGGGACAGACAGAGUCUCUCAUUCACGGUAUCUCAGGAUGGAGCUGAGGCUGGUACCACUCGAGAGACUCUGUUGUCAGUGACACGAGCUGCGGCCAGGAGCAGAGCCAUCCAGAGAAAGAGAGAGGAGAUAGAGGAGGUUUAUCGGCAGGACUGCGAUACUUUCGGCGUGGUCGUGAAAAUGCUGGUGGCGAAAGAUCCAUCUCUGGAAAGGCCCAUCCAGUCUUCCCUGCGAGAGAACCUGCGAGACAUUGGUCAGCGCUGUGUGGAAGCCAUGCAGAAGUUUAUCCAGGAGUAUGACUCCAGAGAGCCCAGCUCUCCGCUUGACCUACAGCAACUCUGACUUUACCACUGUUCUCAGAUCAGUGAAGAAACAUGACUGAUCCAAUCUCAGGAUAAGUUUUGCUUAGCUUGCUGCUCUUACAACAGGAGUGAUCUGUACUCAUAUUACCACUGAACAACGCUGAUCCUUAAAGCACACUGAUCUCAGAACUGUGAAAACCCUCUCUGGUCCAAUCUCUUGAUACCAGUUAUGCUUAGUUUACAAGUCUCAGAAAAGCAUUAAGUCCAUCUUAAUUAUCUUUGUAUCUCAGAGAUACUUAUCUCAGAACAGUGAGGUCGCUGACUGAUCCCAUCGCAGUACAAGAACAACCAUGUUUUAUCUUGCUAAUCUCAGAACUGCGGUAAACUAUUCUCUGCUGACUCCUAACCACCAGUGACCCUUAAAAACUGAUCUCAGAACAGCUGGAGCCCAUAUUCAUGUAAUAUCAGAGUAACAGUGGUGCUUCAUUCACUGAUGCUGAGAUCACAGUAAUGUUGAUAUCAGCACUCAGUCAUGUGACACAUGUCCAGCUUUCCAUUACCCCCUGAUCUAAGAACAGUAAUUAAGUAUUUAUUUUAACUGCUGAUCUCAGAUCAGUAACAGACCAUACUUGGCCUAUCUAUUUCACUAAACCUACCGAAUGACUGCUGCCUAAUAUUUCAGGCCAUCAUGUUUGAAAUUGCCCCGAUUUGACAUGACUCCUGUUAUAUGAAUGGACAUAGAAACAAAAUAUAUUAGCAUUCAUGGUCAGAAGACCAGAAAGCCUCAUGGCAUAUCCAGUUUCACUGUGGGGAAGAGAAGAAAGCUUGUCACUCCUCAGGGCGAUUAGGGAAUAGUGUGGAAAAGAUGGAGAGACAAUUCAGAGGAAUUUGGAGAGCAGAGGAACUGUUCAGAGUUGGUCUGAGGGGUUUGGUGGUUAUCACAUCGCAUAGGUGUAGGACAUGAACCUUAUAUUUGUCUGAAUCAGCUGUGUUUCCCAAACUACAC
Chanos chanos (milkfish) is the source of this 1872-nucleotide messenger RNA. Its product is annotated as periphilin-1. The transcript has 7 exons. The record is from RefSeq and is a predicted model, not a curated record. NCBI's taxonomy places the organism in Eukaryota, Metazoa, Chordata, Actinopteri, Gonorynchiformes, Chanidae. Gene Ontology annotation, biological process: negative regulation of gene expression, epigenetic; negative regulation of DNA-templated transcription; protein localization to heterochromatin. Gene Ontology annotation, cellular component: nucleoplasm. The coding region runs from base 88 to 906 and encodes 272 amino acids.